CAUGAAGUGAACCCCUGGAUAAAACCAUGGAUCUGCCACAGGACUUGUUUGGAAUCGCACUUCGGUGCAAAAGCGUGUCAGGAACUCUUGAAGACUAUGAGUUUUUGGCCGCCUUGCUCGCCUACCUGAUACCAAAUGAAGAUAAAAAUUCAUUCCGUGAUUCAAUAUUUGACAAGCGGAUCGAAAAACCUGCUGACAUAGCCAUGUUGUGUCUUGCUAGUCAAAAGUGUGAUAAUGUAUGGACAGCGAGGGACGGAAUAGAUUGGUUGCUGUUUUACCUAUUCUACCGAAGAUAUGGGUGGGACGAUGGAGGUAAUCCUCAGAGCAGAAUCCAAGUAUUUUCCCCAUCGAUUCUGGAGCGCACCCGAUGGACAACGCGAGAGGGAGAACUCAAAUUCAAAGAGCGCAUAGUAGCUGUAUCAACGGAUCUGAUCAACUGGUACGAAAGCCAACCACUGAAACUGUCCACUCUCAAGUUGUUUAACAGUGCUAUUCGCGUAGCCCGGUGUUCCCCCACGACACGUCAUCACAUGGCAUUGCAUGCAAUACGUUGGCUUACACUGCAACUCGAGUCUGCUUCCAGUACACAAACAACAUCUGUGGUAACCAGACCAUCUGUAGUCAACAAUUCACCAUUUCUGCCGGCUGAUGCGACUCCAGAAACCAUGUAUUUGGCAGUCAAGGACCUCAUGCUUCUCACCAUGACCAAUUCGGUUUACGCAACGCGCACAGCUGUCAUUCCGCUGAUGAGUCGUUUGCUUCUUCAGCUUUCCUUAUGCAGCAUAGCAAGGUUGCUGGACCAGGUAAUAGAAAUGUUCAAUCGGCAGGAGGUUAAGCGAUGGGAAGAAGCAGAAGGUCUUUUGAAUGCACUUGGUCUACUAAUCAAGAGAGCAGUCCCACUCCCAUUGUCUUCUGAGGAGGCGCCCUCAAAUUUGACGUUAAAUAGCACAACUGGGCCAGCUACAACCAUGUCUUCCGAGACCUAUGAAACCCAGGUGCUACCACAGAUUAAGCUUUUGGUCUUCAACCUGUUCGAUCACGACCAUCCUUCUGUUCGCAUAGGUGCUGUCCACCUCUAUAUCACAUGCUUGAAACGCUGCCCAUAUCCGCUGAUAGAGAAGGCCCUCGAUGAAAUUAUGAACGAGGUGUGCAUCAACAAAGAAUCUGACUCGCCCCUUCCAGUGGAAGAUCUAGGGCCAUCCCUUAGUGCUCACGCCACCGAGAGUCUUCUGUCGCUGUGUCAAUCCUUAUUGAAGCGAGCAGGUGGGAUGAAAUUGCCCCCAUCUACCGGAAGAUUACAGAAUAAUCUCACACAAACUUAUCUGGGGCAUCCAGACCCAAACGUUCGGAUGGCCGCGUGCCAAGUUUACGAAACCCUCAUUAUCAGCGCGUUGGAAAAUCUCAAUCGAGUGCGAUAUCUGCUAAAGAAAAUACUGGAGAACUGGCCAAUAAGACAAGACAUUCUGCUGAGUCCAGUACAAAGAACCAUUACUUUGAUAAACGGCGGAAAAGGAAAAACUCCAAGUCAAGUAAUGGUACCCGAUCAAGUGGCUACCUGGCGUGAGGGUCGCCUCAUGAUUUUUGAACGUGUGUGUCACGUGCUUAUUCAGCGCCACUACGCUGUGCUGUUCAACGUUCUAGUGCGAAACCCAGACGGUGAUCUUUCCUCGGAGGACACUGCUAACGUCGAUGGGCAACGGCUUUAUUCUCCUGUCAUCCCUCCAGUCAGGUCACCAGCUGGUCAGCCAAAGCGAUCACCACAGCUGGAACAGUCAAGCAAUGCUGAUUACCGGUGGAACCCGGUUCCAGACGAACCAGCACCACCCAGCUUAACAAGACGUCUGUCGGCCUUACCUUCACUGGAAAACUCUUUGGUGCAAUCAAAGCAUAGCGGACAAACGCGAUUUCGAGGAUUCGGAAGUAGGAAAAACACCGAAGCGUUGGAAUCUAUCUUGGAUCGACUUAGGAAGUCGGAUGAACAUGAAAAGGCCAAACGAAGCGAAGUCGCAAGAACUAGUGUAUGGAGGAGCGAAUUCGCGAAGCGCUUUUCUGUUGUCGCAUUAAGACAACCAUCUACAAAAACUGAAAGCUUGAGUGCACUAUCGGAAGUAGAAAUGUCGAACAUGACCACCAUAUUCUCUCACGUCCUUCACCUGUCCAGUGAAUGUCUAAUUUCCGAGCCCCGGGAAUUGCGACAAUGUGGGCGAACCACAUUAUCUGAGGUCAUCCGUCUUCUGCGCUGGUACAACACAGAAAUGGUUUCAGAAUUCCUAACAAGUAAUCUCAUACUCCAACCAACUUUAAUGACCUACGUGGCCUUGAAAAUCCUACGAUCCUCCCUUGAUGAGUUUGUCCUCUAUGACCGACUUGUCUUUUGCAAUGAGGACCUUGCACCGAUGGACGUAAACGGAUUCAACUCUCCGGACUCUCGAAAUAAACAAGGGCAGGUCGUGGAUCUUUUCCCAAAUGGAUAUUUUCUUAAUGUACCCCUCAUUCGCGCACUGUUUAAUGUCAGUCAAUCUUCCUCGUGGCUACGCGCAUGUCAGCAUUACUUAACAGAUGAGAGCAUACCGACAUUUGUCACACUCCCCGCUUUCCGUUGCAUUGUCGCAACCUUGAGUUUGGCCCAUCUCCUCCCAAAAUUUAACCAAGCAGCCCGUUAUACGGAGGGUUUGAAACCAUCAUCGGGUGGAGAAAAAUCGGAGCCCAUCUCACUUGGUAUCGAUGCCGCCAGCCUGGUCGAAGGAGUUCGUGCUGUCACUGGUUACAUUCGUCGUUUUGAGAUAGUACUGGAUGAUGGCUGUCGACCAUCAACUGUCCUAGGCGAGCACUUGCGAAUUCGUUCUCUAAGGCCUUUUAAUUUACGCUUCAAUGAGAUGGGCAGUCCGAAAACAAGUCAUUCGAGCAGAAAUGAUAUCCUGAUACCUUUCCUCUCCUACGUAAUAAACCACUUGGAAGUUGUCCUGUUUCGGUUUCUUCCACCAACGCCAAAUCCUUCGAAGCCUGAUCCACUUACUAGGAAAAACGCUGGAUUCAUGUUGGCCCCGAUGCUUAUUCAGUUGAUCACAUGGCCCCUCGCGUUAUUGCCAGCUGGAACUGUUGAUCCACCAACCAUAUCGAGCGCUGGGAGAGAAAAGAAGUUGCUUGCUGUGAGGAAAUUACUUCGAGUAAUUGCCUCGAUUGUUCACGCUUUGCCGGUAAUGGAAACGAAUGCUCCAAAAAGCCUCCAUAAAGCGGAAGAUAUCCCAAGCCUUUCGGUUCAGAUAGAAGGAAUCAUUUCUGGUCAGUUGGAUCUGACUGGUACGGUGAAUGCCUACUUCACACAUUUAGAAGGCAUGAUGGCUGAUUUGACACGAGCAUGGACCCCUACUCCAUUGUGUCAAUCAGCAUCAUGGUGGUGGUUCCGAGCUUUAUGUGAGCACAUGCCUCGAAUGUUACAAAUUGCACCGCAUGCCAAUCCAGUCAGCCUUAUACGCCGACUUUUGGACGCCACCGGAAAACUAUCCAGAGGAGGAAAACCCGUUAGACAAGCCACUAGGUUACUGUCAGAUAGAAGGCUAGUGCAGCUUUGGAGUAAGGCCCUCGCAUAUGCCAAGAUGGAGGCAAGAAAAGAGUUGGCAAGCAAAAAGAAGGGAAAGUCGUUAGGCUACCGAUGGCCAACAGUAGGAGAGCUGCUCAAAAGUGUGGGGUCCUCCAGAACCGAUAGCACAGGCUCAGAGAGACGUUCAUCGAAUGAGAAAAAGAGGUCUGACGUCUCGGAGGAGAAUGACUCAGUAUUCGAGUCACAUUUUGACACGACACAAGCGACGAACUACAAGAAUCCAGCUUUUGACUACAUGACUGACGAGGAAGAGAAUUUCAUUUUAGAACCUGCGGACCCCGACAGUUCAUCGAGCGAAGAAUUGGAAAUGACAGAGCGGAAACAAACGCGUGCACGAAAAAAUAGAAGACGAAGAUUAACGAGCAACUCUGAACCGAAGGCGCAGCCAAUCGAAACUCCACCACCCUUCUAUGACAUUGUGGAUUUGGUAAAGCGUGCGUGGAGAUAUUGUCAGCCAGUUACUGUGGGAACGUUGAGAAACAUAUUAUCAAGUGCAGAACUCUCCCUUAUCAUAGAAGAAACUGACCCAACAAAAGCACUGCCUUCGCAAUAUUCACAUCAGACUCAGCGGAGAAUGUCUCAAGGGCGCGCCGUUCGCCUCUCGUAACACGGUCCGUGCGUUGCCAGAGAAGGCAGCAGAAAAUUCCAAAAUAACCCCCGUCUAUUUUUAACAUAUGUGAGCACACUGUGCUUAAAGUGCUUUUCGGUGCACAUGUAUUUUUGUUAAACACUGUUCAUGUAUCUAUCGUAUCGCCGGUAUUUAUAAGAAAAUAUGUCCAUCUCCACAAAGGACAGAGACUUCUUCACUUCUAAUCAUCGACUUUAAUUUUUGUGAGAAAUAUACUGUCAUAGUUUCACUGAGUAUGUUUUCACCUUCUGUCCAGUCCAUACACACACGCACAAAAACACACAUAUUCC
Molecule: messenger RNA, 4519 nt
Organism: Opisthorchis viverrini
Lineage: Eukaryota; Metazoa; Platyhelminthes; Trematoda; Opisthorchiida; Opisthorchiidae
Exons: 25
Coding region: 27-4208 (1393 amino acids)
Source: RefSeq, a predicted model, not a curated record